This is a messenger RNA of Psylliodes chrysocephalus, 489 nucleotides long. The record is from the annotation of a GenBank genome assembly. NCBI's taxonomy places the organism in Eukaryota, Metazoa, Arthropoda, Insecta, Coleoptera, Chrysomelidae.
AUGAAAAUCAGUAUUCCUCAUGCUCUUGAACAUAAAAUAAAUCCGGUACUAGCUGAUGAACAUCUUCGUAGUUUGAAUGAUACUGUUAUAGUUCAGUUUGAACCGCAACCCGGGUGUAGUCGGAAUUAUAAGAUUAGUGAUAAAGAAAUAAAUGUACCUUUGGAGCAAAAGACAAUCUCUGAUGAUUUUGUUCUCACUGGAAAGAAACCUUGGAGUAUUUCUACGAAUUUUUCUGUACCAGUCUACCUAAAAAAUGAUGUGGAACAAAAUUCAAAACGUUUAAGAUUUGCUAUCAGUAAGGCAACGAAAUAUCGAAUUAAAGAAAACACGGAUUUCAAAAAGAAAGUAGAACUGUUAGAAAGAGAUAUCCUCAAUGCCCCUUCCCAUGUAUUUGGUGAACACGCCGAAUGUAAAGCGAUCAAUUAUUUUAAAUGUGACAAAAAUGGCACACCAAUUUCGUAACACUUAUGAUAGAAUGUGGGUUAUACA